Messenger RNA from Ziziphus jujuba (common jujube), 2057 nucleotides. RefSeq names its product protein disulfide isomerase-like 1-6. Gene Ontology annotation, molecular function: protein disulfide isomerase activity. The transcript is spliced from 12 exons. The coding region runs from base 246 to 1859 and encodes 537 amino acids. Gene Ontology annotation, cellular component: endoplasmic reticulum. The record is from RefSeq and is a predicted model, not a curated record. Gene Ontology annotation, biological process: protein folding; response to endoplasmic reticulum stress. Lineage: Eukaryota; Viridiplantae; Streptophyta; Magnoliopsida; Rosales; Rhamnaceae.
UCCAAAUCCAUCUUUUUCAUACUUAUUUUGACUCCCAACUAUUUUACUUCAUUUUUAUCCUCUUGUUUACACUGGCCCCAAAUGAAUCUCUUCUUACAGUAAAGAUCUUCUCUUUGAUAUCCAAAGACCCUCAAACUCUCAAACCCCAUAUAAUUCAGCGCACAGAUCUCUUUCGAGAUCCAAAAGUUGUCAACUUUCCUCUUGCAAAUUCUCAGAAAAGCCACAGCCUUAUAGUGCUCCCCACCAUGUUCAAAACGAAACCCACUUCAAAAUUCGUCUUUUUCACCCUCACCCUCCUCCUAUUGCUAAGUCUUUUCACUUCCAUUAGAGCUUCCGAGCCCUCCACAAAUGAAAAUGGUGAUGAGGAUUCGGAGGGUAUUGAGGAAUUGUUAGCAUUGGAUGAAGAAGUAGAAAGGGAAGAAGAGCAAGAAGGGGUUAAUUUGAGGUCCUCAGAGGCACAAGUCUUGAGCAAAGCCCAAAGAAUUGUCCUGGAACUUAACAGUGAUAAUACCAAGAAAGCCAUUGAUGACAAUGAGUUUGUUCUGGUUCUGGGAUAUGCACCUUGGUGUCCGAGGAGUGCUGAGCUCAUGCCUCAGUUUGCUGAGGCUGCGACUUCACUCAGGGAAUUGGGGAGUCCCCUUUUGAUGGCAAAGCUUGAUGCUGAGCGGUACCCAAAAGCUGCCUCUUUUCUUGAGAUUAAAGGGUUUCCCACUCUUCUUCUUUUUGUCAAUGGCACUUCUCAUGUGUACACUGGUGGAUUUUCUGCGGAAGAAAUAGUUAUAUGGGCAAGGAAAAAGACCGGUGUACCUGUUAUUAGGAUAAGCUCCGUGAAAGAGGCAGAAGAAUUUCUCAAGAAAUACCAUACAUAUGUAGUUGGUUUCUUUGAAAAUUUUGAGGGCCCAGAAUAUAAGGAAUUUGUUAAAACAGCCACUGCUGACAAUGAAAUCCAGUUUAUCGAAGUGAGCGACACUGAGGUUGCCAAUGUUGUCUUCCCAAAUACUGAACCUACCAAUCUUUUCUUUGGAAUUGUUAAAAGUGAGCCAGAAAGAUACACUGCAUAUGAAGGGACCUUUGAAAUGGAGAAAUUGUUGCAGUUUUUGGACUAUAACAAGUUUCCAUUGGUUACGAAACUGACUGAGACAAAUUCUGUCAGAGUUUACUCCAGUCCUGUUAAACUUCAGGUUACUGUUUUUGCAGAGGUGAAUGAAUUCAAUAAACUUCUUAAGCCUCUUCAGGAUGUUGCAAGAAAAUUCAAGUCGGAGGUAAUGUUUAUAUAUAUUGACAUUACUGAUGAAAACCUUGCAAAGCCCUUUUUAACUUUGUUUGGGCUUGAAGAAUCAAAGAAGAUUGUGGUGACAGGUUUUGAUAACAAAGCCAACUCUAAGUUUUUGCUGGAGUCAGAUCCAACACCAAGUAACAUAGAAGAGUUUAGCUCUGGGCUUCUGCAUGGUACUCUGUCACCUUACUAUAAGUCACAGCCAAUACCUGAUAAUAAAGAUGCAAGCAUCCAUGUCAUUGUGGGAAAGACAUUCGAUGAUUUGGUUUUGAGCAGUCCCAAGAAUGUUCUUCUUGAGGUUUUUACACCGUGGUGCAUCAACUGUGAGGCCACGAGUAAACAAGUCGAGAAGUUGGCUAAGCACUUCAAAGGUUUGGACACUAUAGUCUUUGGAAGAUUUGAUGCUUCCUUAAACGAACAUCCAAAACUGCAAGUAGAUGAUUAUCCAACUCUCCUAUUUUACCCAGCCAGCGAUAAAGCGAAUCCAAUUAAACUUUCUAUAAAAUCGAGUUUAAAGGACUUGGGAGUUUCUAUCAACAAACUCUUGAAAGCUGAAGAUAAAGUCACAAAAGAUGAACUAUAGUAUAGAUUACUAUAAUCAUUGAUACAUAUACUAAGAAAAUAGAGGUAAGAAGAAUUACGAAGUUAAUUCUGUUCACAAGAGUUCUAGAAGAGAUUUUUCAUCACUAAAUCAAGGAAGCCCAACAUGGUUAAGGAGUUUUUAUUUGUACGGCCAUGAUCAAGGUUCUCCAUUAAAGUAUUAUAUCCAUUGCAUUCUUUC